Molecule: messenger RNA, 5917 nt
Organism: Equus caballus (horse)
Lineage: Eukaryota; Metazoa; Chordata; Mammalia; Perissodactyla; Equidae
Source: RefSeq, a predicted model, not a curated record
CGAACCUGAGGGAGGGGUCGGCCUGCGGGUAGCCGGAGGCUGGGAGGCUCUGGAGCCUAGGGUGAGCGAGGGAGCGAAAGGUGAGCUGAGCUGAAGGAGGGGACGCGCUGCUGGGCGCCCCCGGUCUAUGGAGCGGGGUAAGAUGGCGGAGGCGGAGAGUCUGGAGACAGCGGCGGAGCACGAGCGGAUCCUGCGAGAGAUCGAGAGCACUGACACGGCCUGCAUCGGGCCCACGCUCAGGUCUGUCUAUGAUGGUGAAGAACAUGGACGAUUCAUGGAGAAGCUUGAAACUCGCAUCCGCAAUCAUGACCGAGAAAUUGAGAAAAUGUGCAACUUUCAUUACCAGGGCUUUGUGGACUCUAUAACUGAACUGCUGAAAGUAAGAGGAGAAGCCCAAAAACUCAAAAAUCAAGUGACGGAUACUAAUAGAAAACUACAACAUGAGGGAAAGGAACUGGUAAUAGCAAUGGAAGAGCUGAAGCAGUGUCGACUACAGCAGAGAAAUAUUUCUGCCACUGUUGAUAAAUUAAUGCUGUGUCUUCCAGUCUUGGAGAUGUAUAGCAAACUGAGGGACCAGAUGAAAACUAAAAGGCAUUAUCCUGCACUGAAAACUCUGGAACAUCUAGAGCAUACCUAUCUGCCUCAAGUAAGCCACUAUCGAUUCUGCAAGGUGAUGGUGGACAACAUCCCCAAGCUUCGAGAAGAAAUUAAGGAUGUUUCUAUGUCUGAUCUCAAAGACUUUCUGGAGAGUAUCCGCAAACAUUCAGACAAAAUUGGAGAGACUGCCAUGAAGCAAGCCCAACAACAAAGAAACCUGGAUAACAUCGUCUUGCAACAACCCAGAGUAGGUAGCAAGAGAAAAUCUAAGAAAGAUGCAUAUACAAUUUUUGAUACAGAGAUAGAAAGCACUAGCCCCAAGUCCGAACAGGAUUCAGGAAUUCUGGAUGUUGAAGAUGAGGAAGAUGAUGAAGAGGUACCUGGGGCCCAAGAUUUGGUGGAUUUCUCUCCUGUUUAUCGAUGUCUACACAUAUAUUCUGUCCUGGGUGCCCGGGAAACAUUUGAGAACUACUACCGAAAACAGAGGCGAAAACAGGCCCGUUUGGUGCUCCAGCCUCCAUCUAACAUGCAUGAAACUUUAGAUGGCUACAGAAAGUAUUUUAAUCAAAUUGUAGGCUUUUUUGUGGUUGAAGAUCACAUUUUACAUACAACCCAGGGCUUAGUAAAUAGAGCCUACAUUGAUGAGCUAUGGGAAAUGGCGCUUUCAAAAACCAUCGCGGCGCUCCGUACCCACUCGUCUUAUUGCUCUGAUCCAAACCUCGUGUUAGAUUUGAAGAACCUCAUUGUGCUUUUUGCUGACACACUUCAGGUGUAUGGUUUUCCUGUAAAUCAGCUUUUUGACAUGCUGCUAGAAAUCAGAGAUCAGUAUAGUGAAACUCUGCUGAAGAAGUGGGCAGGUAUUUUCAGAAACAUACUUGAUUCUGACAACUACAGUCCUAUACCUGUAACAAGUGAAGAGAUAUAUAAAAAGGUGGUAGGACAAUUCCCAUUCCAGGAUAUGGAGCUGGAAAAGCAACCAUUUCCAAAAAAGUUUCCUUUCUCUGAAUUUGUGCCAAAAGUUUACAACCAAAUUAAAGAAUUUAUCUACGCCUGUCUGAAGUUUUCAGAAGAUCUUCAUCUAAGCUCAACUGAAGUCGAUGACAUGAUUCGUAAAUCUACAAACCUGUUGCUAACCAGAACUCUGAGCAACUCUCUGCAGAAUGUCAUUAAAAGGAAGAAUAUUGGACUUACUGAGCUUGUCCAGAUUAUUAUAAAUACAACACACUUGGAGAAAUCUUGUAAAUACUUGGAAGAAUUCAUCACCAAUAUCACUAAUGUGCUUCCAGAGACAGUCCACACCACCAAGCUCUAUGGCACCACAACUUUUAAGGAUGCCAGACAUGCAGCUGAAGAAGAGAUUUAUACCAACUUAAACCAGAAAAUUGACCAGUUUCUACAGCUGGCUGACUACGACUGGAUGACUGGAGAUUUGGGCAGCAAAGCUAGUGAUUACCUGGUAGACCUCAUUGCCUUUCUACGCAGCACCUUUGCUGUAUUCACGCACCUUCCUGGAAAGGUGGCCCAGACAGCAUGUAUGUCAGCUUGCAAGCAUUUAGCCACAUCCUUGAUGCAACUGUUGCUGGAAGCUGAAGUAAGGCAGCUCACCUUGGGAGCAUUACAGCAGUUCAACUUGGAUGUCAGAGAAUGUGAACAGUUUGCCAGAUCCGGCCCGGUGCCUGGGUUCCAGGAGGACACGCUGCAGUUGGCCUUCAUCGACUUGAGACAACUUUUGGAUCUCUUCAUCCAGUGGGAUUGGUCAACCUACCUUGCUGACUACGGUCAGCCCAACUGCAAGUACCUCCGGGUGAACCCAGUGACAGCUCUGACCCUGCUUGAGAAGAUAUCUAGAGAGAUGAAGGACACUAGCCGCAAGAACAACAUGUUUGCACAGUUUCGGAAAAAUGAGCGAGACAAGCAGAAAUUGAUUGACACUGUGGCCAAGCAGCUCCGAGGACUCAUCAGCAGCCACCACUCAUGAAGGCUGGCCUCGGGCCCACAGAGGCUGCCUGCCGUAGCCCCACAGUCCUGGACCCAGCCCUGGCUGGCCCUGCAUUUGUGCAUUCUUCUUCAAAGAGAGCAAAUGUAUUUUUUUAAUAACCUAUGUACAGUAUUCGCAUAACUUUUCCCUAUAGUAAAAGAGGCACAAGAAUAAGCAAGUACCUGAGAUGUUGCUAGGCUGGGACUCACGGGAAGUUAUACCAUACUAUCUGUAUUAUCCUAGAGAUGAUGGUGUCAUCAGUGCCAGUAUGAUGAACCACCUUUCAUCCAUGGCUCUAGAGCUUUGGUCUGGAGCUCAGGAACUACACAAACAAGUGGGUACUUGGCACUGGGCAGUAAGGUGAGUCACCAAAAGGGUAGUAAAGUAUCUCCUGUUCACUCCUGGGUGCCCCAUUCACCAGAUAUCGGGGGCUGAUUCUUCUUGACUCGAGGAAAGAACCUGGAAAACAUUACUAUUUAGUAUGUGAAAGACCAGCACACGGUUCUGGAGGUUCAUCUCCUCAGUCCACUAACUGUCAUUGGCUGGUGAACAACAUGGCAUGUGGCAAGAUGACAGCUUCACUCCAGUCCCUGAAGGAUGGCUGUUUCUUUAGCCUAGAUCUGACCUAAUGCUUUCACUACUAAUUAUUCUGGGGGAGGAUAGAGCUAAGUAUGCAGUGGUAAUAAUUGGACCCCAUGACUAACUGCAAGUUGCCCCCACACCAGGAGGAGAUUUACUGGAUCUUGAAAGCCAUUGUGGAUAAAAUCAGAGCCACUGUCCCUUUCCCAUUCAUCUCAUUUCCUUCUUUCAGGGUCAGGGCACCUGGUUCAGGGCAUAGGUCAACAGUUAUUUCCAUGGGUCUUUACAGAGAGUCUUGGACCUGACCUCCUCCAGCAGUGUCAUUGGGAUAGAUCAUAUUCCAGAAGCCUGAAAAUGGUCCGUCCUUCACCCUUAGUUAAAACCGAAAGAUAAAUUGGGAUUGUUCCUUUGUGUUUUAAAACUAACUUUCUGGCCACUAUCUUUAAAUGAUAUGUCACCUGCUCUGCACUGUAGGGGCAGCCACAGCUAGACUACAUGCCUCUAGGGAUGGAGCCAUGUCACCAUGAAGUAGACAGGGCCAACCAUGGCUAGCAGUUUGUGCCUCUGGCCCAGCUGUCCCUCAUUAAGUCCUGUCCUGGAUAUGAAGCUUUUCUUGCUCAAGCCCAAGGCUUCUGCCCUCUUUUAAGAUCCCCAAAGCCAUCUUUUGGCCUCAUCUGAGAAAGGCUAUCUAUAACCCUGCCCCCCAAACUCUAGAGUUUGCACAGGAAGCCUGGGCCAGCUAGCUUGGAGGCUGUGUCCACUGUCCCAGAUGGGCUUCUGAGACUUAAUGCAAGGGCUUUGCUAUGAGGUCAGUGAGAAGAACCUGCACUUUAAGACACUUCAGGAAGAUGCCACUAUGGCUACUAGCAAGAAUAUAGUUGUGCAUCUCCAAACAAUGACAAAUAAGCCACACAGGCAUUUCCAGCUUGGAUUAGUGGGAGGAGAGAGUCAUCAAACAGAAUUCUUCACUACCUUUGUCAGCUACUGAGUUGCUUCUGGGGAGGGCAGUGCUUCCUUUUUCAUUCUCCACCCCCCAAACCCCCCAAUCCUAUCACAACUUGAAAACCAUAGGGAAGAGAAUAUGCACACAGACAUGCAGCCUUCCUCAAAGUUGGAGAGACUGGCUGCAUGUAAGCUCUGCAGAAGCCUUCUGAGCCUCAGCCUGAGGGCUAGGUGGUUGUCCCAGGGUCUUAGGUGAAACUAAGGGAUGAGUACUGCCACUCAGAACUUCAAAAGCCAAGAGAAGGCAGAGGUCCAUGGGAACAAGACCCAAGAUGCAUCUCCCAAGCCCUGGUCUUUAUUGAAAAAGAGCGAGAAACGAUUACACUAAUCUGAAGUCCUGCUGCUUAAGAAGGGUCCAGAACACUCUCCUUCGCUAGUCCCCAGUUUGCAGCAAGACGUCUUCAGCUUUGAGUGCUGAGACUUGAAGUGGGAAUGGAGAAAACCUUAAGUGUAGCACAAUUUUUGUCUUUUUCGAGAGUCAUCAUUGUUGGUCUAGUCUCACACCUGUUCCCUGGAAAAACUGCCAUAGAGGAAAAAGCGAACAGAGUAGAAGAAUGAGGGUACUCUGCACCUUGCACACAGAUCCCUCCAAAGAAAAAGCUUAUUCAAGCUCAAGACUCAUAAAGGUGGGCCCUCUGGUAGAUCUCUUCUUCUCUCUCAGUCUGCCUUCAGUCUUUCCUGACAAAACCAAUGUGCUGCUACCAAGUCAACUGUAGAGACACACUCUUGGUGGGCAGGGAAGGAUAAAAGACAGGGGCCAGCAAUGUCUAAGUUGUUCGAAUUGGUGAAGUAGGACUUUUUCAUUUUGUCUAUAGGCCUCUAGCUAGGCCAGCCCUUGAGAGGACUUGUGCAAAGCAUAUGUGCCCAUGCCCUCAGACUCCUAAGAUCUGGCCUCAAAUGCCCAGAGAUAUAGAAGUGCUCUGGAGGCCUCAAUAUGAGGGUGAGAACAUGGGUGGCUGGAAGCCUACCAGCCGUCUCGUUCGUAUGAAGCCUUGGCCAAGUUCUUGGGGAAACUAGGUCAGUGUUCCUGAAAGUACAGUCUUGUUUGCAACCCUAGUGGGUUUCAGUAGUGCUAUGGGCAGCUUGCAUACUUUCAUAGGAAAAUCUCUCCGAGUAGACUGUAAGUGAAACUGUUGAAAGUGGGAAAGAAGAGGACCUGGAAGUUGAAAACAGCAGAGUCCCUGUUGGCAAAGAGAAUGUGUGGCUUCCAGGGAGCACUCCCUAGUGUCUUCAUUGCGUACCCGGCCUCCCAGUCUCCUAGGCCUCCAAGCCAGCCUGGCUUCACUACGCACUUGACAAGUGCUUGCUCAGCAAGUCCCAGACCCAGGGCCCUUCAUCCCCAAGAUUGGCAUUGGCCGUGACCUUGCUCAGAAGGCCUCUGAGCACACUCCCUGGGGCCUGCUCAGAAAUCCCCCUACCUUAGCCUCCUCUCCCAGGACUCUGGUCCUGGAUGCUUCAGUUGCCUCUUUUUUUUUUUUUAUUUUGCCUGUGUUCGCAAUUACUUUUUACUAAUGUGUUGGAAAUGGCCUUUUUAUUUUGCACAAAUAGUUGCACAUUUAUGGAGGAGAUUUAGGAGAGUCCAUUUUUAACUCUAAAGGGAACUUUUUCUUUAAAACUCACUAGUAAAGCUACUGAUGCAGAUGGGCCUCGUGGUUAGUGGGAACCUCCUGUGUGGAGAGAGCAUGUUUAUUUCUCCUGUACAUUUUCCUCUUUUAACUGCUAUUAAACAAGAGAGCCUACAUACCUGUUUCAAAAGCCACA